Hansenula anomala is the source of this 501-nucleotide messenger RNA. RefSeq names its product signal peptidase complex catalytic subunit SEC11 (gene SEC11). NCBI's taxonomy places the organism in Eukaryota, Fungi, Ascomycota, Saccharomycetes, Phaffomycetales, Wickerhamomycetaceae. Gene Ontology annotation, cellular component: signal peptidase complex; membrane. Gene Ontology annotation, molecular function: serine-type endopeptidase activity. The record is from RefSeq and is a predicted model, not a curated record. Bases 1 to 501 code for a protein of 166 amino acids. The transcript is spliced from 2 exons.
AUGAAUCUCAGACUACAACUGGCCCAAGUGCUCAAUCUGAUCUAUGUGGUGACCUCUGCCUAUAUGUUCUGGAAGGGGCUUUCAGUCGCUACAAACUCAUCCUCUCCAAUUGUUGUUGUGCUUUCAGGUUCCAUGGAACCAGCGUUCCAAAGAGGUGAUAUCUUAUUCUUGUGGAACAGAAAUGAAAGAUCUAAGGUUGGUGAUGUUGUUGUUUAUGAAAUCAAUGGUAAAUCUAUUCCAAUUGUGCAUAGAGUGUUGAGAGAACAUCAUAAUGAUAAAAAACAAUUACUAUUGACAAAAGGUGAUAACAAUCCUGUUGAUGAUUUAGGUUUAUACAACUAUAACCAAAACUAUUUAGAUAAAGAAAAAGAUAUAGUUGGUACAGUUAAAGGUUAUUUCCCAAAAGUUGGUUAUGUGACGAUUCUUUUAACUGAAAAUCAAUAUUUCAAGUAUGGUUUACUAGGUUUGAUGGGUCUUUCUUCAUUACUAUCAAAAGAAUGA